This is a messenger RNA of Cygnus olor (mute swan), 1616 nucleotides long. RefSeq names its product dolichyl-phosphate N-acetylglucosaminephosphotransferase 1 (gene DPAGT1). The transcript has 8 exons. Gene Ontology annotation, biological process: dolichol-linked oligosaccharide biosynthetic process; protein N-linked glycosylation. Gene Ontology annotation, molecular function: UDP-N-acetylglucosamine-dolichyl-phosphate N-acetylglucosaminephosphotransferase activity. Lineage: Eukaryota; Metazoa; Chordata; Aves; Anseriformes; Anatidae. Gene Ontology annotation, cellular component: membrane. Bases 43 to 1116 code for a protein of 357 amino acids. The record is from RefSeq and is a predicted model, not a curated record.
AGGCGCUCCGCGCCCUUGGCGGGGGCAGCGCUUGCCGCGGCCAUGGCGGCGUGGCCCGCCGUGCCCCUCGGGAUCAACCUCGGCGGGUCGCUGCUGGGUUUCGUGGCCACGCUCACGCUGAUCCCGGCCUUCAAGGAACGCUUCCUGGCGGCGCGGCUCUUCGGCGAGGACCUCAACAAGGCCUCCCGGCAGCCCGUUCCUGAGGCGCAGGGCGUGAUCAGCGGGGCCGUGUUCCUCAUCAUCCUCUUCUGCUUCAUCCCCGUGCCCUUCCUGCGGUGCUUCGUGGAGAAUCAGUGCGCGGCCUUUCCUUACGAUGAGUUCGUGGAGCUCAUCGGCUCGCUCCUUGCCAUUUGCUGCAUGAUUUUCCUGGGCUUUGCAGAUGAUGUCUUGAACCUGCGCUGGCGCCACAAGCUCCUUCUUCCUACCAUGGCUUCCCUCCCAUUGCUCAUGGUGUACUUCACCAACUUUGGGAACACGACCAUUGUGGUGCCUAAGCCCUUCCGGGUUCUACUGGGCAUGCACUUGGACCUGGGGGAUUAUCGGGAUGAUCACAUUUUUUCUCUCUACUUUAUGAUUCCCUUUUUUUUUACCACGCUGGGGCUGUUUUACCACAACUGGUACCCAUCCCAAGUGUUUGUUGGGGACACCUUCUGCUACUUUGCUGGCAUGACCUUUGCUGUGGUGGGCAUCUUGGGGCACUUCAGCAAAACAAUGCUGCUUUUUUUCAUCCCACAAGUGCUCAAUUUCCUCUACUCAUUGCCUCAACUCUUCCAUGUCAUUCCUUGUCCCCGCCAUCGGCUGCCAAGGCUCGAUCCUAGUACAGGGAAGUUGGAGAUGAGCUACUCCAAAUUCAAAACUAAGAGCCUCUCAGCCCUGGGAACAUACAUUUUGAAGGCAGUAAAGAUCUUGCACAUAGUAGAUGUGAGAAGUGGAAUGGAUGAAGAUGGCGAAUACACCGAGUGCAAUAACAUGACACUUAUUAACUUUGUUAUAAAGCUGAUUGGACCCACCCACGAGCGAAAUCUCACUCUCCUGUUGCUACUCAUCCAGGUCCUGGGGAGUACGAUUGCAUUUUCAAUCCGGUACCAACUAGUGCGGUUGUUUUAUGAUGUCUGACUAGGCUACUAGGAGUCAGUGGUAAGAGUUGCACUUUACAGUCAACUUUCUCCAAUUGCUGACCAAAUAAUUCAAAUGAUCUUAUUCUGGUCCUCUGAGAACAUCAGGCCACCUUUCAAAAGGCAAGCCAAUCUCUGGGCCAGUCCAGAAUCACAAUCUUUUUUUUGUGCACAAAGGUCUUUUGUCCAAUUCUGCUGACAGAAGAGAUUCAACGCUACUCGGACGUCACUGUUAAUGGGAUUACCUUUGAGACGGGAAAAUAAGGAACCCACCUUUUUUUUUUUUUUUUUUUUUUUUUUCUUUUUUCAAACGCACAAUGCUUAGGGAAGGGGGGAAGAGAUGAAACCGCUAUGAAUUUAAGAAGCGCCUUUCUGUUCCCUGAGAGAAAACAGGAACUUCUGUUUCUGUAAGAUGCUACAUCAGAACAGAGUGGACAUAGAAUAUUGUUAUAAAUCAUACCCAAAAUUCAGAGCACUCUGAGAAUAAAAUAACUCAAGGUA